AUGUCCCUCAAGCGCCAAGCAGAUCUGCAGGGCUCGGAGAACCCCGACUCGAGACCGAGCAAGAAGAGAUUUGACGCUGCGACGGAGGGCAUGCCGUGGUCCUCGAACUCGCAGCGCGACGGUGAGAGUGGGGAGCAGACCAGACGCGGCAGAAGGCGUGGAAGUGAUGGGCAGGCCUCCCGUGGAUUAUGGACCCCCGCCGCUGAAGCAGGUGCUCGGCCUCUCAGCCACGAAUCACGAGCCGACGCGGAUGGACCGGAUGCAGCAAAAGCCGCACGCAGCCGUCCCCGAGGAGAAACGACUCACGGUGGAGGCGGCCAUGAGCGACAUCCCGAAACCAUCGUUGGGCGUGGUUCGUCGGAGUCUGACGGAACGAGCCCACCUCGUCCACAGUCUACAACUGUCCAGGACAAGCAUCUCAUCACCAACGGCCUACCUGCUCCUCCCUCCAGGGCAGCCGAAGAGCAGCGCAACUCGCCCGCCGCCCCUCCAGCCGCGACUGCUCGCUCUGCCAACGCAAGCAUCCCACGCCCACCCACGAAAGCGCCUACACCAACACCCCAGCCACGCCACGAGCCACAACCGCAGCGCCCGGCCCAGAGCGCCCUGGAACAAACGCUGGCCGUCUUCGCCGCGCGCUUCGGAUGGGAAUUCGCGCUCUUCAAAGCGCACCUCCUCUCCAACCUCCAAGACGUCCGCACGGCCGAACAGAGUCACCUGCAGACACAGAUCCAAUCCCUCCGCUGGGAAGUCACGCGGGCGAGGGAGCUUCUCCAAAAGGAGAUGGACCUGCGCGGACAGGACCGCAUCGCGAACAGGGCGAGGGAGAGGCAGAUGGCGGAGCGUCUCGAGAGCUUGAAGGGGGAGAGGGGAGACUCGUCUCGGGAGGGUUCACUUGGGAAGGCGAAUCGGAAGUUGACGGAGGAGGUCGGAUUGUUGCGGGCGGAGAAUCAGAUGCUCUUGGGACGGGUGGUGGGUUUGACGAGGGAGGUCGAAGGGCUGGGGAAGAAGAAGACGAAUGCGAAUGAUAGUUCGCCGGCGGAAAGUGAUGAUGAGGAGAGACUUUCCGGCCUUGAGUCCAGCGACGAGUCGGACUGA
Molecule: messenger RNA, 1098 nt
Organism: Dissoconium aciculare CBS 342.82
Lineage: Eukaryota; Fungi; Ascomycota; Dothideomycetes; Mycosphaerellales; Dissoconiaceae
Exons: 1
Coding region: 1-1098 (365 amino acids)
Source: RefSeq, a predicted model, not a curated record